AUGUUGAGGAACAGUUUGAAAUUGAAUUCUCUGUCUAGCAGAUUGAUCUCAACUACUAGGAAAACCUUGAUGCAAGGCACGGAAAUCUCGAAAUUAUCUAAUGGUUUAACUGUAGCUACCGAAUAUAUGCCAAAUACAUCAACCGCCACAGUAGGUAUUUAUGUGAAUGCAGGUUCUAGGGCAGAGAACGUCAAGAACAAUGGUACUGCACACUUCUUAGAACAUUUAGCUUUUAAGGGGACUUCAAAGAGAUCACAAAAACAAAUUGAAUUAGAUAUUGAAAAUAUUGGAUCACAUUUAAAUGCUUAUACUUCAAGGGAAAAUACAGUAUACUAUGCAAAAACUUUAAAAGAGAAUCUGCCAUUAGCAGUUGACAUUUUGAGUGAUAUUUUAACUAAUUCUAAAUUAGAGAAAAAUGCAAUUGAAAGAGAAAGAGAUGUUAUUGUGAGAGAAAGUGAAGAAGUUGACAAAAUGUAUGAUGAAGUCGUAUUUGACCAUCUACAUGAAAUUGCUUAUAAAGAUCAACCUUUGGGCAGAACUAUCUUAGGUCCCAUUAAGAACAUCAAAUCCAUCAAUAGGUCAGACUUAGUUCAUUAUAUUACUUCAAAUUAUAAGGGUGACAGAAUGGUCUUAGCGGGUGCCGGUGACAUAAACCAUCAAGAUUUAAUUAAACUAGCAGAAAAAUAUUUCGGUCACUUACCAAAGGGCUCUUCUUCACUUGUGAAUAACAUGAACGAUCAAUUGCCUGUUUUUACAAGGGGUGAAAGAUUGAUUGAAAAUUUGACUUUACAAACCACACAUAUAGCAAUUGCAUUAGAAGGUGUCUCAUGGUCUUCUCCCGAUUAUUUUAUCGCAUUGGCAACACAAGCAAUCGUCGGUAAUUGGGAUAGGUCAUUGGGUGCAGGUACUAAUUCUCCUUCUUCUCUAGCAUUCGCUGCAUCAAAUGGUCUAAAGGAAAAUAAUAAUCAACCAUUAGCAAAUUCAUACAUGUCAUUUUCUACUUCAUAUGCAGAUUCGGGUCUAUGGGGUAUGUAUAUUGUUGCAAAUUCUAUGGAACAUAACCCAACUCUAAUAAUAAAAGAAAUAAUAAAAGAAUGGACCAGAAUUAAGAAAGGUGAUUUCACGGAAAUGGAAGUCAACAGAGCUAAGGCUCAACUUAAGGCUGCACUAUUAUUAUCCUUAGAUGGUUCUACACCUGUUGUUGAAGAUAUUGGAAGACAGAUUGUCACUACAGGCCAAAGGCUGUCACCGGAAGAAGUGUUUGAAAAAGUUGAUAAGAUAACCAAAGAUGAUAUUAAGCUGUGGGCUAAUUACAGAUUACAAAACAAGCCUAUUUCGAUGGUCGCAUUAGGAAAUGUCGAUAAUGUACCAAAACUCAAAAAAAUUGAAGCUGAAUUGAAUGCCAUGUAA
This is a messenger RNA of Tetrapisispora phaffii CBS 4417, 1410 nucleotides long. RefSeq names its product mitochondrial processing peptidase (gene MAS1). Gene Ontology annotation, molecular function: metalloendopeptidase activity; metal ion binding. The transcript has a single exon. The record is from RefSeq and is a predicted model, not a curated record. Gene Ontology annotation, cellular component: mitochondrion. NCBI's taxonomy places the organism in Eukaryota, Fungi, Ascomycota, Saccharomycetes, Saccharomycetales, Saccharomycetaceae. Bases 1 to 1410 code for a protein of 469 amino acids.